CAAAGGAUCUCCCGCGAUACUCCGGUGGGUGCUGCAAACAACAACCCUGUGAACGGGACGGGACUCCCGGCGUGGUGUGCUCAGCUGGCAGGAGGGUCCCGGAGUUUCUGAGAGCGGACUGAAGCUCCAGCCUGCAGGGCUGAUGCUUUGCCUGCUGCGAAGGACCUCGCUCUGAUGCUGAAGGCCGCGAGGAUGGCGAACGUCCGGAGAGUGUUGGUGCAUCUCUCCAAAGAGAACAACCGGCCGCAGCGAGCCAAGUUUCAGCAGAGCAUCGUUGGUCACUUCUGUGCAGCAUCAAAAGACAGCUUGAUGGUGAACUGUGGCCUGAACCAACGCCAAUUCCUCAUUUCGGAUGCAGAGUUUGCUGGCUCCAAGCAAGCCCUUCUGCAGAGGCCCACCUUCUGCCCCAUCAAGCAUUUGAGUGAUGCGCAAGCCGCUUCUCUCCCUGCGGAGACCCGAGAUCGAGGUGUGGACGUGGGUGUGGCCAUCCUCCUGCAGUCCGCCUGCCGGAAGGUUUUGUUAACGCGGCGCUCCAAAAGCCUGAGUAUCUUUCCCAACCUCUGGGUCCCUCCAGGUGGUCACAUUGAACCUGGUGAACAGUUGCUGGACGCUGGCCUGCGAGAACUGCGAGAGGAGACGGGCUUGUGCCUGCAAGACGGGGAGUUCUCCUGGCAAAUGCUGGCCCUCUGGGAGUCUGUAUACCCUCCCAUGCUGAGCAGAGGCUUGCCGAAGCGCCACCACGUGGUCGUCUACCUCCUCCUGCUUUCUCCUGAGAGCCACCAGCAGCUACAGAUGAGAUUUAAGCCAGACGAGGCUGAAGUGAGUGCGUACACGUGGCUGGAACCCCAAGUCCUGGCCUCUGUUGCCGCUGCAGAGGAUGGCGCUGGAGAUCCUAGGAAGGUAGCAGAAGACCUCCCACCAGUUGUCAGGAUCACAGAACUACAGCAGGGCUCGGCAGAGACCACCACAAUUCCUACCGCAACGUUCCUCAACACUGCUCCCCUGCAAGGCGAGGACGUGGAACGCGUCAGCACCGGGACCAAGUUUGCCCUUCGGCUCUGGCUCGACACGUUAGCACUGCAACCAAAGUGAGCAGGACAGCCGAUUGAUGCACGUUUGGAGAGAUAAAUGGCAAUCGGACAGGAUACUGAAACGCCAGUGACCAACUUUAAACAUACUUGGCCUGCACUUUUGACACUUGCUGCCACCAAAGAUCAGCUUCCCUUGUGCACUCGUGACACAUUCCCAGUGGGAAGCUGCUGGGUACAGAGGAUUUUGGGUCGGCAUGCGGAAGCCAGGGGGAAUGAAUGAUACUGAGACUGCAGGA
Gekko japonicus is the source of this 1327-nucleotide messenger RNA. It is a transcript of the gene NUDT17, whose product is annotated as nudix hydrolase 17. Gene Ontology annotation, biological process: NADP+ catabolic process; NAD+ catabolic process. The transcript has 8 exons. The record is from RefSeq and is a predicted model, not a curated record. Gene Ontology annotation, molecular function: NADH pyrophosphatase activity. Gene Ontology annotation, cellular component: cytosol. Lineage: Eukaryota; Metazoa; Chordata; Lepidosauria; Squamata; Gekkonidae. Bases 175 to 1092 code for a protein of 305 amino acids.